Messenger RNA from Cyprinodon variegatus (sheepshead minnow), 2103 nucleotides. It is a transcript of the gene abrab, whose product is annotated as actin binding Rho activating protein. Gene Ontology annotation, biological process: positive regulation of Rho protein signal transduction; positive regulation of transcription by RNA polymerase II. Lineage: Eukaryota; Metazoa; Chordata; Actinopteri; Cyprinodontiformes; Cyprinodontidae. The transcript is spliced from 2 exons. Gene Ontology annotation, molecular function: actin binding. Gene Ontology annotation, cellular component: sarcomere. The coding region runs from base 82 to 1299 and encodes 405 amino acids. The record is from RefSeq and is a predicted model, not a curated record.
CAAUUGGAAGAAAAGGCUGCAGAAAAUUUAGAAACUCGAGUUAAGAGUUAACAGCAAAUAUCUAAGUUUUUAUAAUAGAAAAUGUCUGAUAAAAAGGCUGGGGAAACCUCUGAAAGGAAACCAUCAAACAACAAGAAUAUUAGGAAGCUGCGAGCUGUGAGCAUGGUGUGCAGCCUGACUAGCAGUUGGCAGCAGUGGGUGGUGGAGAAUGAGAAGAAGCAAGCCAGCGAGCCCACUGGAUGGGCUCCGUCUUCCCUCCAAGAACUACCCGGGGAACCAAAGAAGACGUGGACCCCCAAAAAGCCUCCCUCUACUCCAACUUUCUUAACUCCAGAGAAGCUUGCAGAGACUCCAGUAUCACCAUCUAAAGGAGCAUCCAUAGAUGAGGACAUCAAGAUCUCAGAGGAGGCCCAUCUUGCAUCUCCCAUCAAAACAAAGCAGGUGGUGAAGACUGUAUCCGGCGGUGUUCAGGAGAAAGGCACAGGUGUUAGCCACCUGGCUGAGAAGAUCAAGAGGGACUCUCUUCCACCCGAUGAAGAGAUUGACCGACUGCUAAAGAAGAAGAGCUCCCCAACGCGCCGCAGGAAGUGCUCCAACAUGGUGUCUUCUUUGACAAAAAGCUGGAAGCAAAUUGAAAAUGACAGGAAGGCUGGAAAAGAAGGAGGAGAUGGUCUCAGCUGUGGGCAAGGAGAGAAGGAGAAGGACAGACCAAAGGACCAGGAUGUUCAGACAAACAAUAUGUCUGUCUCAAAAUCAGGGGAGCAAAGUGACUCUGAGGAGGAAUCCGUCAAGAUAAAAAGACCCCAAGUCUCAGUAUACAAAAAAGAAGCCGAGGAUGCCAACAAAAUCAAUGCCCUUUCUAAGAAGCACAGUGCUGUUGGAAACCUGAAGAGCCGCUGGCAAAACUGGGCCGUGGAGCACACAGUUAACCAGAAACUGAACCCAUUCAGUGAAUACUUUGACUAUGAUUACUCCAUGUCGCUACGACUGCAGAAGGGUGAGGAGGGUUACGGACGUCCAAAGGAAGGUACAAAAACCGCAGAGAGGGCCAAACGAGCCGAGCAGCAUAUCCACCGUGAGAUAGACGACAUGUGCUAUGUGAUCAGGACUAUGGCUGAUCCAGAUCCGGACGGGAAAACCCGUGUCACAUUUGGACAGCUUUUUGACAGAUAUGUCCGGAUUUCUGAUAAGGUUGUGGGGAUUCUGAUGAGAGCCCGGAAGCACGGAAAGGUGGCGUUUGAAGGGGAGAUGCUGUGGCAGGGCCGGGAUGAUGGAGUCAUUAUUACUCUCAUGGUCUGACACUUUCACCUGAUGAUGCUGAAGCUUCAGACACUUAAAAGCUUGUUGGAGCCAUCACUGCAGAUACCUCAAGAAGACAUUUGCUGCUAUUCUAAGAUACUCCAACUUGAUUUUUAUUGUUUUUGAGAUGUUCUGAGACUUUUUUUGGAAAAACUUGGAAAUACUCCAAUGCUUUUACACCUGACUUUAGGAGGAAAGGUCAACAUUUAAGCUCUGAAAUCUGUGUUUAGAGUACUUUGAACUGAAGACUCAUUAGACCUUUGCACUUUAUUAACAGCUUUCAACACUAGGGAUAAAUGUCAUUCUUUUUAUUGCAACUCUCUCACCUUUACCUCAGCCUUACAAUAAAGUUAGAUGUGGGUAAUAACUAGUUACAUUCACUCUAGUACUUUUUCAACAAUUUACUUUAGGGAAUAGUUUUUCUCCAACAUACGUUUUACUUUUACUUGAAUGAUAUUAUUAUGAUGCAUCACUGUUUUUACUUGACUGAAAUCUUGUCUGUUCUAACCACUGGGAUUCAUUUCAGUGAAAGAAGAGCAAAGCUAGUUUGAACCACAGGGUUCAAAUCCCAACCCUGUUCAUGUAUGGGCUUUCACGAAAAUCAUAACUACUAGGUUGACUGGUGGGUCUAUAUGCUGUUUAGGUGUUAGUUUGUGUAUAUGAGUUUGUAUUUAUGUGUUACCUUACCUUUUGUUUCACUGAUCUAAUCAAGUCUGUUCUUUAAGCUUAAAGAGUUUUAUGAAACAAAAAAAAUGAAUAAAAUGUAUAUUUGCAUUUGACUGGUGGAAAUUCAAAACCAUCCAC